Drosophila busckii is the source of this 7412-nucleotide messenger RNA. It is a transcript of the gene FASN2, whose product is annotated as fatty acid synthase. Gene Ontology annotation, molecular function: 3-oxoacyl-[acyl-carrier-protein] synthase activity; fatty acid synthase activity; phosphopantetheine binding. The record is from RefSeq and is a predicted model, not a curated record. Gene Ontology annotation, biological process: fatty acid biosynthetic process. Lineage: Eukaryota; Metazoa; Arthropoda; Insecta; Diptera; Drosophilidae.
CUGUAACAAGAAAUUUGCACGAAUCAUAUUUAGGCGUAAAAUGGCAGAUGAGAAAAAAACUCAAGAUUGGAAUAAUCCGACUAACAAAGGGAGUAAUAAAAAAAAUGAAAUUGUUAUAUCGGGAAUAUCAGGCAAGUUUCCGGAAAGUAGUAAUAUCGCCGAGUUUAAGUACAACUUGCUGAAUGGCAUCGAUAUGGUCACAAAUAAUCCCAGGCGCUGGGAAGCAGGAAUUUAUGGUUUGCCCGAACGAAUGGCCAAAAUGAAGGACGAAGAUCUGGAAAAGUUUGAUGAUAAGUUUUUUAGCGUGCACCAAAAGCAGGCAGAAUUGAUGGACCCCUGCAUGCGAAUGCUUUUAGAGUUGACACACGAAGCCAUCAUUGAUGCGGGAAUAAAUCCGACCCAUCUGCGUGGUACUCGUACCGGUGUAUACAUAGGUCUAUCGUUCGUGGAGACCGAACAUGAGAUACCCAAUAUGGAGCCUAGCACUAUUAACGGCUACUGCCUAACUGGCUGUGCGCGAGCCAUGUUCGCCAAUCGCAUAUCCUACACUUUUGACUUCAAGGGUCCCAGCUUCAUUGUGGACACAGCUUGCUCCAGCUCGCUUGUGGCUCUCUCACAUGCUUAUACAGACAUGCGUGAAGGUCGCUGCGACUAUGCCCUGGUUGCUGGAGUCAACCUCAUAUUGAAGCCCAUAUUUGCUCUGCAAUUCCUGCGUUUGGGCAUCGUGAGCCAUGACGGUGCGUGCAAGACCUUCGAUAAGGCUGCCAAUGGCUACGCUCGAGCAGACACUUGUGCCAUGGUAUUUUUGCAAUAUGCUGACCAGGCCAAACGCUGCUAUUGCUCUGUUCUGAAUGUUCGCAUCAAUACUGAUGGUUUCAAGGAACAGGGUGUAACAUUUCCCGAUGGUCGCAUGCAGCAGCAGUUGCUGAAGGAAACCUAUAGCGAAAUUGACCUUAAUCCAGAUGACGUUGUUUAUGUUGAGGCUCACGGCAGCGGCACUCCUGUGGGUGACGAUCAAGAAGCUAACAUGUUGAGCAACUUCUUUUGUCGUUCCUCUCGGUCUACACCCUUACUGAUUGGAUCCGUAAAGUCCAAUAUGGGCCACGCAGAGCCGGCAUCUGGAGUCAGUGCACUGGCUAAAAUGAUCAUCGCAAUGGAGGAAGGCAUUAUACCAAAAAAUUUGCACUAUCGCAUACCAAAUCCAGCUGUACACGCUCUGGUUGAAGGCCGACUCAAAGUUGUCGAUCGCAAUCUCCCCUGGCAGGGAGGCAUUGUUGGCCUCAAUUCGUUUGGUUUUGGCGGUGCCAAUGCUCAUGUUAUACUCAAAUCAAACUGCAAAAACAAGAACCCACCUUCCAAGGAACACUUUUUCAACAUUCUUAUCUGUUCAGGUCGCACAGAUGCUGCAGUUCAGCAGCUACUGGAGGCUGCGAAUAAACAUCGCCAUGACAACGAGUUUCUGGCUCUCAUCAACGAGAUUCACUCACAGCCUAUUCCACUGCAUCCGUAUCGCGGAUUCGCCGUGAUAAACAGUGAGGGUACAUGCAAUCAGGAAAUACUACCAUAUGAAGGCGAAGUGCGUCCCAUUUGGUUUGUGUAUGCCGGUAUGGGGAGCCAGUGGGCCAGUAUGGCGAAAGAUCUUAUGCAACUGGAGGUUUUUAAUAAAUCAAUUCAACAAUGUGCUAAGGUACUUGCCCCAAUGGACUUUGAUCUAAUUGAAGUACUUACCCGUUCAACAGACAGAACUUUUGACAAUAUGCUCUACUCAUUCGUGUCAAUUGCUGCUGUCCAAGUGGCACUCACAGACCUACUUAAGGCACUGGACAUCAAGGCUGACGGCAUCAUCGGACAUUCUGCCGGUGAACUAGGUGCUGCCUAUAUGGAUGGUUGCCUAUCAGCUGAACAAACAGUACUUGCCGCCUACUGGCGUGGCAAGAGCGUCUUGGAGACUCCGGGUCUGCCUCAGGGUAAAAUGGCAGCUGUGGGGCUACCAUGGAUUGAGGUUAGUAAAUAUAUACCAGCAGACUGUUAUCCAGUGUGCCACAAUAGUGAUGACAAUUGUACAGUGUCGGGACCUGUAGCUUCAAUGGACACCACUAUUGAGAGACUGGAAGAUGCGGGUGUUUUUGUUAGGGCCGUUGCGUCAGGCGGGUAUGCCUUCCAUAGCAAAUACAUUGCGGAUGCUGCUCCAAUGCUUCGCAAGAACCUUGAGUCCCUUAUAAAGGCUCCCAAGAAGCGUAGUCAGCAAUGGCUUAGUACGAGCGUACCUGAACGGGAUUGGCAGACACCAGCGUGUCGCACAGCUUCUGCAGCGUACUUUAUUAACAAUCUAAUAUCUCCAGUGCUAUUUAAUGAAGCCAUACGACAUAUACCUAAAAAUGCCUUGAUUGUGGAAAUCGCCCCUCACGGACUCUUUAGAGCCAUUCUUCGAUCGCUUGCACCCAGCAUACGAUAUGUUAGCCUUAUGCAGCGAGGACAUGUAAACAAUGUCGAGUUUCUGCUAAGCCAAGUUGGCCAGCUAUAUGCCGCCGGCGGGCAGCCCCAGGUGUUAAAGCUGUCUCUCUCACCGACCUUUUGCUAUCCGGUCUCAAGGGGCACGCCGAUGCUGAACUCACUUGUAGGUUGGGACCACACGCAAAAGUGGAGCUACCCAAAGUUUCGCGGCGGGAGACAGGCGGGUCAACAAAGCAUUGAGCUUGAUUUGAGCAAGGAGGAGAACUUUUUUCUCACCGGACACACAAUCGACGGACGCAUACUUUUUCCGGCAACAGGAUAUUUAACAAUGGCUUGGAUAAUUUUGGCCCAACAACAAGGGUGCGAUUACCAACGCACAGCAGUUGUCUUUGAAGACGUUACAUUUAAUCGAGCCACAAUUCUUGGACAGGGCGCAGGCGCAGCAGUUAAACUCUCGAUCAGUUUCUUCCAAGGCUGCGAUCGCUUUGAGAUCUGUGAAGGAAAUAGCCUCGUAUCUGCAGGCAAGAUAAGGUUAACUACGAAAGCUCAGCACGAGCAAUUGUCUCUUUCGCCCCUUCCUGGAAGUGCAGGGCCAGCAAAACUCGACACCAAGGAAGUUUACAAGGAGCUGCGAUUGCGUGGUUACGACUAUAGCGGCGUAUUUCAGGGAAUAUUGGACUCGGACAUUGCGGCAGUUACAGGUCGUCUUCAGUGGCUAGAUAACUGGAUAAGUUUUAUAGACAGCAUGCUGCAAUUCCGAAUACUUAGCAACAAUAUACGCGAGCUUUACGUACCCACUAGCAUCGAGCGCAUCGUAAUCGAUCCUCUCCACCACUUGGAGCUAACUAAGCACCAUCAAAACAAGAUACCCGUGUAUUAUCAUCGGAAUAUUUCAGUUGUGAAAUGCGGUGGCAUCGAAGUGCACAAAAUAAGAACAACGCAAUUGCAGCGUCGCUCCGGCGCUCACAGGGAACCCAGCCUAGAGCGCUAUAGUUUUGUGCCGCAUGUGCAUGUGGCAAGUUCCCAUGAGGAUCAGCAUUUGGCUAAACUUAUGACGCUAACAGCUGCCAUCCAGCUUAUUAUUGAAAACAGUGGGACAGCGAUAAAGAUAAAGGGCGUCGAAAUUGCCGGCUCGCGGAAUACUCCAGAUACUCUUAAUUCUCCAAAACUUCUUGAGCUCAUUGAGCGCGAACCCGUUUUAGUGGGCGACAUAGCUGUAGCCCUGCCCAAACCCGACUCUAACUUUGAGUUGACUGACUGGCUAAGCAAGUCUGGCAUUCGCGUGAUUGAAGGUGAUCUAUUAUCGGGAGUAUCAGAACGGCAAUUUAAUUUUGUUCACGCCCUUGACCUAAUGACUCUGCCUGUGUCAGGUAAACUUCAACUGCAGCCUAUCAUAGAAUCAAUCAAAGCGGAUAACGGCUUUCUACUAAUUGAGGAAAGCGCUAGUGCCUACAAAACCAAUGGUCGAAAUAUAUUUGAAAUUUUGAACCUAUCGCCAGUUAUGGAGAGAUCUUAUGGCAAUGAUCGUGUGUUGAUCUUAGCAAAAAAAUUAACCAUCAGGGAUUAUAAUAAUUCGUUGGUGAUAGCUGUGACUAGUGAUCACUUUAAAUGGGUUCCAGAGCUCAGAAGUGCGCUGGCCAAGUCCCAAGCAGAGCAGAAGUUUAUCUACUUAGUGGGACAAAGUGACAUGAAUUCUGGGGCUUUAGGUUUUAUGAACUGUCUAAAACGCGAACCCUACGCUCAACGGGUCCGUCUCUACCUACUGUUAGACGAGGGGGUCCCUCCAUUUUCAUUAACCGAACCCUUUUACGCUGAUCAGCUGCAGCAGGACUUAAUGUUAAAUAUUUAUCGAAAUGGAAAUUGGGGCAGCUACCGACACUUGCCGAUAGAUACCCAUCAACCGCUUCUCACCGUGGAGCAGGCAUAUGUGAAUACACUUAUCAAGGGCGACCUCUCCUCUCUGAAAUGGAUUGAGAGUCCACGCAAUGCUACACAAAGCAUUAACAACAGCAAAUUAGAGCCUUGCCUGGUUUAUUAUGCACCCCUCAACUUUCGCGAUGUCAUGUUGGCGACUGGAAAGCUAAGUGUUGACGCACUACCAGGAGAUCUGGCUCACCAAGACUGUGUUUUAGGUCUAGAGUUUGCGGGCCGCGACUCACAUGGAAAUCGCGUCAUGGCCAUGGUUUGCGCGAAAUCGCUUGCUACUAACUGUUUUGCCAACAAGAAUAUGCUAUGGCAAAUUCCGGACAAGUGGAGCAUGGAGGAAGCCUCAACUGUGCCCUGCGUCUAUGCUACCGUCUACUAUGCGUUGGUCGUGCGUGGCCAAAUGAAGAAGGGCGAGCGCAUCCUUAUUCACGCCGGCUCUGGCGGUGUUGGACAGGCUGCCAUUUCAGUGGCUCUGCACCACGGCCUGACGGUCUUCACAACCGUGGGAAGCAAGGAAAAGCGUGAGUUCUUGCUAAAGCGCUUUCCCAAGCUGCAGGCGCGUAACAUUGCCAACUCGCGUGACACUUCCUUUGAGCAAGUCGUUUUAAGCGAAACAAACGGAGAAGGAGUUGAGCUGGUCCUAAACUCACUUUCAGAAGAGAAGUUACAGGCAUCUAUUCGGUGUUUGGCUCUAAACGGACGGUUCUUGGAAAUAGGAAAGUUCGACCUCAGCAAUAACAGCCCGCUGGGCAUGUCCGUCUUCCUCAAGAAUACCUCAUUCCAUGGCAUCUUGCUUGAUAGCGUAAUGGAGGGAGGAGGUAAGAGAUGCCAGAAGUUAGGUGGUGUCGCUUGGUUGGCCGAAGGCAAUCCAAAAAUGGUGGCUGUGGUGCAACGCAUUGCCCAUCACUCGGUAUUUACACGACCAAGGAGAGUUGAGCAAGGCAUUUCCGCUAUUAUGGCCUCUGGUAAGCACAUUGGCAAAGGUUGGUCAAUCAAGGUGCGUGAACGAGGAAGCAUGGCAGUCAAAAACGAUGCUGCCGAAAGACCGCGUCUCAUUGGUGCCAUUCCUCGGACCUAUAUGCACCCAAGAAGAGCUUAUAUAAUAAUUGGCGGUCUAGGAGGCUUUGGGCUAGAACUAACUCAAUUGGCUGGUGUGACCCGUGGUGCACGUUAUAUUGUCCUUAAACCGACUCAUGAUACCGACGGUGGCACGGACCGCGGAGUAAAGGUGGUCAUCGACACCAAUGAUUCGUGACCACGGCGGCUUAUUGGCUGCUAAGAAAGUUGCUCGGAAAGCAGCCAACAAACUAGCAUUAGGUUGGGCGGCAUCUUUAACCUGGCCGCAGUGAUCAAGGACGCAUUAUUUGCGGAGCAAUCUGUAAAGAACUUUGAGCUAGUGACAGCCCCAAAAAUAUUAGCUACAAAGCACUUGGACUAUCUAUCUCGUAGCAUGUGUCCAUCCCUGGAACACUUUAUCUGCUUCUCUAGCCUGGCCUGUGGCAGAGGUAAUAUUGGCCAGACCAACUACGGACUAGCAAACUCUGCAAUGGAGCGCAUUUGUGAGCAGCGACAGGUGGAAGGAUACCCCGGCACAGCCAUACAGUGGGGUGCCAUUGGGGACACCGGGCUAAUUAUGGACCUAAUGGGAAACAACGAGACAAUUGUUGGUGGUACCCUGCCUCAGCGGAUGACUAGCUGUCUCGAAACUCUCGAUGCAAUUAUGCAGCGACCGCAUCCCGUUAUGUCAUCUAUGGUUCUAGCUGAGAAGCGCAAGACAGAGCAGUCUAACAGACAGAGUUUAAUCUUGACUAUAGCUAAGAUAUUGGGGCUGCGUGAUGUGGCCAACAUUCAGGAUAAGACAACAUUGUUUGAGCUUGGCAUGGACUCACUUAUGAGUACGGAGAUUAAGCAGACAUUGGAGCGAAAUUUCGAUUUAGUUCUGUCAGCACAAGAGAUUCGCCAGCUGACUUUUAGCGCACUCAAAAAGAUAGACUCCCAGGGGGCACAGAGCUCGGAUUCUGUAUUAGGUACGUUGUCGUCAGCAGCGGAUCCAAGCAAAACGAAAGCUGCAUUUCAGACCGGUCAAACUACCAUUGCUCAGACAGAUGAGACCCGAAAGGUAUUCGCCAAGGAAGUAUUACCCCAAAAUGUGCUUGUGCGUUUGCAGUCAAAAGCGACCAAGUCAUCCACUGAACCCGCUGUUUUCUUUCUGGCACCAAUCGAGGGCUUCACAAUAGCUGUGGAAGCACUCGCUGCUUCCCUGAACCUUCCAGCUUAUGGGCUUCAGUGCACGGAACAAGUACCGCUAGACUCAAUAGAGGACUGCGUAGCCUAUUACAUCCAGCAAAUACAGAAGCUUCAGCCGCAUGGACCCUACAACAUUGUAGGCUACUCAUACGGCUGUCUUCUGGCUCAUGCCAUCGGAGUAGCAUUGGAGCAGCGUUGCUUUGGCGUUAAGGUAAUUAUGCUGGAUGGUGCGCCUACUAUGGCCAGUGGCUAUGUGCAGGAGGCUAAGAAACAAACCGACGAUCUUAACCGUCAACAGUCAAUGACAUUGGCAUACUUUGGAGCGUUGCUAGCUGAUGUUGACUACAACCAGCUGCUGAAACUCCUCGAUGGCUUCAAAACAUGGAUGUCAAAGCUCGACAAGCUUGCUGAUACUCUUGCGUCCCACACUCAACAAUCCAAGGAUGUGAUUAAAAAAGCAGCCUGCAUGUUUAAGCAAAAGCUUAUACUCUCAGAGAGCUACAAAGGAGCUAAACAACUUCAGAGCGAUGUAGUUCUUAUUAAAUCUGCGGAACACAAUGCGAUAAUGGCACAGGACUAUGGACUUAAGGAAAUCUGCAGCGCACAAAUAGAUAUGCAUGUUGUAGCGGGUACACACCGGACAUUCCUUAAGGAGGCUCAAACGUUAGAAAUCAUCGAGCAAGUCCUCAACAAACAGACAUCGUAAUGCCGAACUGCAAAUUGUUUUUAGUUUUACGCAUAUACAUAUAUUUGUAUGAACAUAUACAUGUAUGAACAUAUACAAA